GACCUUGAGUGAGUCACGUAGCUUCUCUAGGGCUGGUUUUCUCACUGGUGUAGUGGGGAUCAUAAUGGGCCUUACCUCAGUGGUUUGUUGUGUGAUAGAAAUGAUGCCUGUGAGUGCCUGAAAGGCACUGGGCACAGGGCAGCCCCCACAACCCCAGCUACCAUGAGAUUCCCAAGCCAUACACUUACGAGGCCAGAGAGGGAAAGCCAGCUGUAAGCACGGCCAAGGGCAAGUGGCUCCCAUUUGAUGUUAGCUGUGAAAAGGUUGAAGGGUUCAGCUCCGCCUGCACCAUGAGGCACCUGUGAAGCAGGAGUGGAUACAGACAACCAGAAAUGGAAAGUGAUGACGCUGGAGCCCUGGAAGAACCGGAAAUGAGGCCAGACAAACUCGCAGAAACGAAUGAAGAAAGUCCAUUAUUACAGGUUCUGUCCAGCCAUGUGACUUUCCUGGUCCCAGCACACAGCCCGGAGGCCUUUGUCCAUGCCGUCAGCAGCAUUCAACACGUACCUGCGGAGGGAUCUCAAGUUCCAAGGGCCAUGGACACACUCACGUCUGAGCAGGGCAGUGACACCCUCAGUUCCCCAGCCCAAACCAUCCUGCCCAAGCCUGGGGACUUUCUCAAUUCCUCAGCAAAAACCACACCAUCGGAGCAGGCUAAUACCCCUGAUUCCCCAGAAAAAAACAUCCUGCCCAAAGAGGGUGACAUUUUCAAUUCCUCACCCCAAACCGUCUUGCCCAAGCAGACUGACACCCCUGAUUCCUCAACCCAAACCAUUUUACCAAAGCAAGGUGACACCCCCAAUUCCCCUGAAAAAAACAUCCUGCCAAAAGAGGGUGAUAAUCUCAAUUCCUUACCCAAAACCAUCCCACCCAAACAAGGUGACACUACCAAUUCCCCUGAAAAAAUCAUCUCAUCCAAGCAGGGUAAUACCCACAAGCUCUCAGCCAAAACCAUUCUGCCCAAACAGGACGAAACCCCAAAGUUCUCAACCAAAACCGUACAGCCCACGGAGGCUGACAUCCUCAAGUCCGCAGAGGAAACCAUGCAGCCCACAGAGGCUGACACCCUCAAGUCCCCAACUCAGUCCAUACCAUCCAAGCAGGGUGACACCCCAGAGUCCUCGGCCAAAACCAUGCAGCCCACAGAGACUGACACCCCCAAGUCCCCAACUCAAACCAUCCCAUCUAAGCAGGGUGACACCCCACAGUUCUCAGCCAAAACCACACAGCCCAUGGAGACUGACACCCCCAAGUUCCCAACCCAAACCAUGCCAUCCAAGCAGGGUGACACCCCAGAGUUCUCGGCCAAAACCACGCAGCCCACAGAGACUGACACCCCCAAGUCCCCAACUCAAACCAUCCCAUCUAAGCAGGGUGACACCCCACAGUUCUCGGCCAAAACCAUGCAGCCCACGGAGACUGACACCCCCAAAUUCCCAACCCAAACCAUGCCAUCCAAGCAGGACGACACCCCAAAGUUCUCAGCCAAAACCAUGCAGCCCACGGAGACUGACACCCCCAAGUUCCCAACCCAAACCAUGCCAUCCAAGCAGGACGACACCCCAAAAUUCUCAGCCAAAACCGUGCAGCCCAUGGAGACUGACACCUCCAAGUCCCCAACCCAAACCAUCCCAUCUAAGCAGGACAACACCCCAAAGUUCUCAGCCAAAACCAUGCAGUCCACGGAGGCCAGCACCCCCAAGUUCCCAACCCAAACCAUUCCACCUAAUGAGGCAGAUGCCCCCAAUUCCCCAGAAAAAACUACCCUCCCAAAAGAGGGUGACAUUCUCAAUUCCCCCACUAAAAUCAUCCCACCCAAGCAGACUGACACCCCCAAUUUCUCAGCGAAAAUCAUUUCACCCAAACAGGCUGGCACCCCCCGUUCCCUGGAAAAAACCGUCUCACCCAAGCAGGGCAAUACCCCCAGUUUUCCAUCAAAACUCAUUUUGCACAAACAGGGUAAUACCCGCAAGCUCUCAGCCAAAACGAUUCUGCCCAAGCAGGAUGCCACCCCAAAGUUCUCAGCCAAAACCAUUCUGCACAAGGAAGCUGACACCCCCAAGUCCGCAGAGGAAAUCGUCCAGCCCAAGGAGGCCGACACCCCCAAGUCCGCAGAGGAAAUCGUCCAACCCAAGGAGGCCGACACCCCCAAGUCUGCAGAGGAAACCGUGCAGCCCAAGGAGGCUGAGACCCCCAAGUCUGAAGAGGAAACUGUGCAGCCAAUAGAAGGCGACAUCCUGAAGCCGACAGAAGACAUGGAGCUCCUGGAGGUGGACCUGGUGAAGGUGAUCCUGACCAAGGAAGACUUCGACGUGGCGCUGAAGGAAGCCGGCGAGAGGCUGGUGGCCGUGGACUUCUCAACCACAUGGUGCAGGCCCUGCAGGGCCAUGAAGCCCAUUUUCCGAUCCCUGUCUGUGAAGCACCAGGACGUAUUGUUCCUGGAAGUGGACGCCGAUGAGUGUGAAGAGCUGGUGAAAGACCUCAAGAUCGUUUGCAUCCCAACUUUUCACUUUUAUAAAAAAGAGGAAAAGGUGGGCGAAUUUUCUGGCGCCCUUAAGGAAAAGCUGGAAGCGACCAUCACCGAAUUAAAGUGA
This is a messenger RNA of Phacochoerus africanus (Common warthog), 2594 nucleotides long. RefSeq names its product thioredoxin domain containing 2 (gene TXNDC2). Bases 333 to 2594 code for a protein of 753 amino acids. Lineage: Eukaryota; Metazoa; Chordata; Mammalia; Artiodactyla; Suidae. The transcript is spliced from 2 exons. The record is from RefSeq and is a predicted model, not a curated record.